Messenger RNA from Acanthochromis polyacanthus (spiny chromis), 2646 nucleotides. RefSeq names its product prolactin releasing hormone 2 receptor (gene prlh2r). Gene Ontology annotation, molecular function: neuropeptide Y receptor activity; neuropeptide binding. The record is from RefSeq and is a predicted model, not a curated record. The transcript is spliced from 3 exons. The coding region runs from base 553 to 1779 and encodes 408 amino acids. Gene Ontology annotation, cellular component: neuron projection; plasma membrane. Gene Ontology annotation, biological process: G protein-coupled receptor signaling pathway. Lineage: Eukaryota; Metazoa; Chordata; Actinopteri; Pomacentridae.
GUGAAGAAGAUCACAGCUGGAAAUGUGACAUUCUGCCCCCAAAAUGACUCCAGGUUGAUGGGGUACAGACUAAUUAAGAUCAUUUUUGAAUUCUUUCUCAUGCCAUUUCAUUGUCAAAGUUUGCUUUUCCAGUCAUGCCAUGUUUCAGGACAAAUUUGUGCUAACAUGAGUGACAAUAUAUGUCAGAGUCACUAUAAAUAUACUAUAUAAAAGCCCAAACACAUCAUAAAUCCCACUAGAUAAAUGCUGGAAGAUAAUAUACCAUAAAACAGGGCAUGGUCAUUAAAAAUCUGUUAUUUAUUGGUGGAGAUGUUCUACACUUCCCAAGAGGAAUAUUAUAGGGCAUCAUAAUGAUUUUAGAAGGCAUCUUUUUUCUCCUGGAGGUGACUCACUCACGUGCUGUGUGCUGUGUGUGAGAGAAAGAGCAAACCACUUUAGUGUGAAGCCGAGUGAGCUGCAGCGAACAGAAGAGCUGCACAACAGUUGGACUCCCUGCAGGAGGAGGACGCAAACAGGCGCUGGACCGUCCAUCUGACAUCUGACUGACAUUGGAUGGCGCUAAGAGCAAUGGACUGGGAGAAUUCAGUGAAUCAGUCCAGGGUGAGCUCUUCUACUCCGGCUCUUUCUGCAUCUCAAUCCUCGUCCGAGUCUUCCUUCUUCUCCUCUUCCUGCUCCAACUCCUCUCACCCCAUCUUCUCAGCCUCUUCCUUCUCUGGGCUUGACCUGCUUUUCAAUCUAAAAAUCCUCUUCAUUCCUCUCUACUCCGCUGUGGUCCUGAUUGCGUGCUCCGGCAACCUCCUCCUGCUGUUUCUCAUCUGGAACAACAAGAAGAGGCACAACACUACUAAUUUUCUCAUCAGCAACCUGGCGCUGGUCGACCUGUUAAUGUGCAUCUUCUGUGUCCCUCUGACAGCGUCCUAUGCUUUUGACAGGCGCGGAUGGGUAUUUGGAUCCUACAUGUGUCAUUUUGUCACUGUCAUGCAGUCUGCAGCUGUCUACGCAGCUGUCCUGUCCCUCAUGGCCAUCGCAGUGGAUCGCUACGUCGUCGUGGCUUAUCCCAUCCGAAAGAGAGCAGGUUGCCAGUUCUGCUGGGGUCUGGUGCUCCUGAUCUGGCUGGCCUCUCUGGCUUUGUCCACACCUACAGCAUUGCACACUGUGUAUCUGGACCUGAGGGCUACGGGCCUGCAGAUGGCCGUUUGUGAAGAGUUCUGGGACGGCCAGGAGCGAGGUCGCCUUAUCUAUUCCUGUUUCAUCCUCUUCUUCUCCUACUUUGUCCCACUGGCUGCCGUCUCCAUUUCCUACUGUGCUAUAUCCCAUCAACUGAAGAAGAGAACCAAGUCGGGUUUGACGGCGUGUCCUGAGCUGAGAUCUGCUCAAGCCACCUGGAGCAGACGGAGGAAGAAGACCUUCUGCCUGCUGCUGGUGUCUGUUGUCUGUUUUGCCUUCUCCUGGCUUCCCUUACAGGUGGUGAACCUAAUCCGUGACCUGGACACAGACUUCUCCAUCAUAGGGAAGAAUUACAUAAAUGUCAUCCAGGUAUCCAGCCACCUGUUUGCCAUGAGCUCUGCCUGCUACAACCCCUUUAUCUACGCCUCACUGCAUGACAAAUUCCUGUCCUACCUGUGCCACACCAUCCUGUCCCAGAGCAGAGGACAAGGAAAGGACGGCGGUCAAGGGUCAAGCGUCCUCACGCUGUCUCACAGGAUGCCGCGUCUUCAAACCUCCACCGUUGUGGCAGAUUUACCGGGAGCUGUGAUACAGAGGGAUAGUUUUCCUUAAGAAAACUACACCUAAGUUAAUUACUGUGCUGAAAAGGCGCAACAAUUUUAUCCAGCUGUGUUUUCUUUAGCUCAGUUGGGUGAAAAUCGCUGUAUGUAAAGGCUGAAAUCAGAUAUGAUACAGGGUGUCAUCCUCACUUCAGAUUUAAUACAAAUCUUGUCAGCCUUCAUACUGACAGACAAAUGGAGCAGAAAGAGAAUUCCUUUCAAGCGUAGUGAAUCUGCAAAACACCAAACCUCUCAAGAUGAGGGCUUCAUACAAUAGCCAAUCUUGUCACAGCCACAAACAAUGGCAGUGUAAAUACAGCUCCCGGCUUUAUUUGAAAUGACUCGAGUGUAUAUUUUUUAAACAAAUGUGGAUGUUUCUUUGCUAAAAGUCUAUUUACACUAAAAUAUAUGCGUCUGUUAACUUAAAAAUCACCUUUACUGUUUUCAUGUUAUCGUUGUACAGAAUGGUAUUCUUGUUCACAUGACCUUUAUGGCAUGCUUAUGUUAUGUAUUUGGUGGUUUUUAUGGAUCUAAAUGGUUAUUUCCCACUUCUGUUCCCUUUAACAGAUAUUAGGUGUAAUUGGUUGAUGGCAUGUGUCUAUAAACAGGUUUAUUUAAAACAUCUUUGAACCUGCAUUCACUUCAUGUUGGUUCAAGGAUAAAAUAGAAACGUGGAGAGUUUCUGUAAUCGUGACUGAAUAAUGUACUUCUGUCAUUCAGUUUGGCCUUCUCUCAUCACUGGAUGUUUUUCACAGCUGAACAACAUGUGUGUGCUUAAAUGUCAGCUUUGAAAUCAUGAAGGGAAAAAACGCUUCAUCUGUGCUGAUCACUGUAAUAUGUAAAAUAGCUAAGACUGAAUAAACCAGAGAGAAGCAAAGUG